Molecule: messenger RNA, 8702 nt
Organism: Solenopsis invicta (red fire ant)
Lineage: Eukaryota; Metazoa; Arthropoda; Insecta; Hymenoptera; Formicidae
Product: transcriptional regulator ATRX
Exons: 21
Coding region: 398-7351 (2317 amino acids)
Cellular component (GO): nucleus
Molecular function (GO): ATP hydrolysis activity; ATP binding; ATP-dependent chromatin remodeler activity
Source: RefSeq, a predicted model, not a curated record
UAAUCGUUUGUCGUAGUUUGUCGAACGAAAGUGAGGAAGGGUUAAUUUUUCACUGACUUCGUGCGGAAUGGAAAAGUUUGUUGAUCAAGAGUUAUAAUAAUAGUUUCAACAUUUGUUGCAAUUCGCAUAAUUCAUGUUUACUUUGCAUCAUUUUUCAGAAGAUAAUUAAGGCAACUCGAUAAGAACUUGCUUAUAGCAAGCAUUUUCAUGGUAUGCUAGAAUCAUUUGAGAGAUAUACAUGCGAGUUUUGCUGGAGUUAAAGUUGAUCUGUUAGUGACUAACUAUUGUUACAUAUGCAGCAAGACUAAGAAAUUAUAUGUAUGCUGUAAUGAAGACUAUUCCUUUAUGAUUUAAAAAAUAACCGAUUUGGAUCCUGAGAGACAUAUGCAUUGCUGUAAUGAAUUUUCUUCCCAAAAAGGGUAGCAAGAGAAGUUCCAAGAGUGAAAAACGUGUUUUACCGUCUGAGUUAGAACGAAUAGAAAAAGCCAAAGAGGUGCGAAGAAAUCUCUCGAUACUAUGUGACAGAGAGGAUGACGAUUCUUCCGAAAAGUCAUUUGUCACCGUGAGAACCAUGCAAACAAAUCGUUACACGAAUCAUGAUGCGAGUUCCGUUCAGCCGAAAAAAAUACUGAAAAUCAAACUAACAGAUUCUUCCAGCGAAAAUUCAUCUGUCUCUCAUAAAAGAAAUAAUCAAAGUAAAAGCGAAAGGGUUAAAAUGUCAAAAUCCACACGGGAAUCUAUUUCUGCGCCGAAAGCUUUACGAUCGAUUAAAGAAAAGAAAUAUAUAUCUAGUGACUCGGAUAAUGAUUCUACCGAUGCAUCGUCGAUUAAACCAAUUGUAGAGAAACGUACAAUUAAACGUAAUGCUAGAUCUGUAAAAACAGCGAGACGUAAAACAAAUACUUGCACAUGUUCCUCCGAUAGCGAAAAUGAUGAGGAUGAUACAGCGAACAGAGUGUCAAGUAUACUCAAGAGAAUUUCAAAGGAUACCAAACAACAAAAUAGGAAAAUGGAUAAUUUUUACAGCGCAAAGUCAAAAGAUAAAACGAAGAGAUAUGAUUCGACCAGUAAAUCCGAAGACGAGGAACAUAAAAAGCAAAGUAAAAGGAAAAUGCAGGAAGACAAACGGAAACGCGGCAAAUCAUCAAUGCAGCGACAACUUUCUAAAAUUAAAGAAAAUGAUUCGGAUAAUAGUUCUGGUAAGGAAUUUCAAAAGAUAAAACUUCAGAAAGUGAAUCGCAAGUAUUCUGCGAGGCCGUUGGCGAACUUGGAGAUAGAUCAUACCAAAUCACCCCGCGGGAAGAAUUCCAUGAAUGACGUGAGUUUAAAUGAUAGCAACGAACAAUUGAUUCGGAAUCUCGAUGAUAUAAAGAAGAUUUUACAAGACUGCAAAAAGUUUUGUUCGAAUUUUCAGACGUGUAUAGAGACUGUAGAGCUGCAUGGUAAAGAGGAUGUAGAACAAUUUAUAGAAAAGUCUACGGAAAAAGUCAAUAAGUUAAAGAUAAUGUUGGAUAAGAGGCACAAGGAUUUGACAGAUGCUUAUCAGUUGAGGAUUAAGAUUAGGAAAAGAUGCUCUAGGCAAUCGAACAAAGUAGCUAGCGAUAACGAGCAAUACUCGGAAGAGCACGAAAAGAGCACGGUAAGCGAGAGUAAACACGUUUCCGGUAAGAGGGAUGAAGACAAAACAGCCGUGUCCGAAUGCGAUACCGAGGAAAUAUUUUCAGCGAAUGAAGCAGAAUCUCCGCGAAAGUUGCGGACGACUCCGCGCAAAGACGCAACCGAUGCAUCGAGAACGGAAAAUUGUGUAAAUAAUGACAGAAUUAAUAAUGACAAUGAAGAUAGGAUGUCAAUUGCAUUGAGGAAUGACGAUAAGAGUGCUAGUAAUGAUCGAGACGAUCUGGUUGUUUCUCCUGUAUUAGGUACGUUAAAAGAGAAGAAGGACGGCGUAGUACGAUCGAAUAAAAAGCAACUGUUCUUAGAAUGCGAUAAAAGUAAUAAUGAGACGCAUGAAAAUACAAAUUCUAAUGAUAAGCAAGUGGCUUUAAAUACAAAUAGGAAUGAUAUGAUCAACGAGUCACUGGAUGAUAUGUUUGACGAUACAGAAAAGAGUAAAACCGAAGCUAUAUUAGAUGUAGAAACAAGCAUUGAUGAAGGAGAGCUUUCGCAUAUGUCUAAAGAUAAAUCUGUAAAAUCUUGCGAGAGUUCCUUGCACGAUAAAGUUCCAAAUGAAAAAGAGAAGGCGCUUCUUUCAAUCUACAAUAACGAAGGAGAGAAAAAUUUAUCGAGUCGAGAUAAUUGGGAAAAAGUGGAACUUGCAACCAAUGAGGAAAUUUACGAUGAAUCAAAGACAUCACAAAAAUUGAAUACUGACGACAACGAGUCUCUCGACGACGCUGAGGCGUUGGCGAAGAAAAAUCUACUGGCGACAUCAGAUUCCGACACAUCGGACACGUCGGACAAGGGCGAAGCGUUGGCGAAGAAAGCUUUGUUGGCAACAGAUUCCGACACAGUGGACACUCUUCCUGAUAAAAAACUAGCCAAGCUAACUGAAGAUUCACUCGCAAAUGAUACUACUCAAACUGGAAAGAAAAAUGGAGCACAAGACAGUGAUUUCGAUAUUAAUAGUAUCAAUACGGUAAAGCUUUCGGCGUUUAUAAAGAAGGCGGACACUGCCGCUGAAAAAGAUGAAAAUUGUACCAUUGAAAUAAAAGUUCAAAACAAAAAAGAAAGUAAUGAUCGAUUGAGUAAAAGAUUUCAUAAAGAGAUUAGUUCUUCGGACGAGGCUACUAAAGUAGAAAAAGCCGCUAAGAAAGCUCUCUUAGAAUCAACUUCAGACGAUUGUGAAUCUUUGUCAUUAUUGUCGGAAAAACUUAGUAAUGAUCAGUUAGAUAACAGAUCAGGCCAAGAAAUGAGUUCCUCUGACGAGGAUUCCAAGAAGACCUUGAAAUCGAAUUCGGACGAUUUUGCGCCUGUGUCGUUGUCAUCAAGAAAACUCUGUGAUGAUCGACAGGAUAAAAUAUUUUGCAGAAAGAUGAACUCCUCGGACGAGGACUUUGACAAAGAACAGGCCGCCAAGAAAGCUCUUUUGGAAUCAAAUUCGGACGAUUCCGCGCUCUUGUCGUCGAAGUCUUCGGAAAAAUUGACCGAUCAGAAAUCCGAAUUGGAUUCUUCUGAAAAAAAUUACUUAGCGAAAAUGAAGCUCCUAGCAUCCUCCAGCGAAGACUCCAAUUCCACGUCGAUUCUAUCCGAAACGACAUAUACUCCGAGCAGCACUAAACAUAAUAGCGAACCUGAGAAUGAUAGUGAGUUUAUGGUCUCCAGACUCAAGAAGAAAAAGUUUAAACUCGACAAAAAUUCUUACUACAGAAACGAUAAGAAAUUGAGAAUGUCUUGCAAAGUUCAUUUAAUACGAUUAAGAGUGGAAGUUCUUAAACGCUAUUCGCGCGCUUUAAAAAAGUCAAGAGAGUAUCUGGAACAUAAGGAAUUCAAAAGUCUCAUUAAUCUGGAUAAACUCGAGAAAAAACAUUCAAAAAAUGCAACGAAAGAUUCCGAUUCAUCGACGAAUUCCGACGACUCGUAUUCGAAAGUUUCGAAAAGCUUGAAUAAAACUCGAAAAGGAAAGGUAAAAGUCAGAGAGGAGUCUCUGAUGGAUCAUUUGGAAAGAGUAGAGAAUGGCGAUGUUAUUACAACCGUAGAAACGGAUUCCGAUACUGAAGAGCCAAUUCGUCGAAUAAAUAAUAUAGACGAUAUGCUUGUGUCUAAUGAAGCUCUAAUAUCAGAAGCAGAUAGAAUCGCAAAAGAGAAUCUGUUAAAUUCCUCUGAUUCAAAUGAUUUAGAAAAUGAAGUGAUGGUUCAUAGCGGUGAUAGCGUAAAUUACGAUAAAAAUGAAGAAAAAUUAGAAAACAAGAAGAAAUAUCAAAAGAAGUCUGAAGAGAAAACUUCAAAACAAGAUGAUAGCAAGAAAAACAAAAGCGAUUGGAGACGAGACAAGUUAUUAACGCAGAAAUUUUCCGAUACCGAUUCCGAUGUUGAAAAGAAAAAAUGGGAGAAGAAGCAAGAAAAAAUUGCAAACAAAUCUAAAGAAAAUAACAGCGAUUCUGGCGACGAGGAAAAAGUGUUUAAAUCUAAAAAGAAGAAGAAGAAGACCGGGCGAAGAAUUUUCGAUUCAGAUUCGGAUAUCAAAAUAACGGAUUGCACUUCUGAUGAUUCUUCUAAAGCUUCAAGUGAAUUUAAAGCACAUUCAAGCGAUUCAGACGUCGUGAGGAAGGAAAAGGAGAAGUUGAAACGGAAAAGACGCAAACGCAGCGAUAGUAAUUUGUCAGACACGGAUUCCUCGCUUGCUGAAAAGAAACCCAAACCGAAACGAAAGCGAAUCAAGAAGAUGGCAUCUGAUAGUGACAGUAGUAGCACGGAAAUGAAGAAUUCGCAGGGAUCCACGCCCGGUAAAAGUGGCCGGAAAAAUAUACGGAAAGUUCUGAAAGACAAGCAAGUAGCAGAAGAUACGAAACUAGCCGCAAAAGAAGAGGAAGAGAGACUCAAACGUAUUGCCGAACGUCAGGCUGUGUAUAAUGAAAUGUACGAGAUAAGGCUCGCUGGCGAGGAGAAAGUAGACAAGCUCGUUUUAGAUUUCGAUACAGAAACGAAAGAGGAGCUCGUCACCGUACACGAGGAAUUGGUAAAACAUCUGAAGCCGCAUCAGGCGCAAGGCAUCAAAUUUAUGUGGGAUGCUUCUUUUGAGUCUCUAGAAAGAGUAAAGACCACGUCCGGAUCUGGAUGUAUAAUCGCACACUGCAUGGGUUUGGGCAAGACACUACAAGUGAUCGCUUUGACGCAUACUCUUCUCAAUCACGAGACAACAGGUGUUAAGACUGUAUUGAUAGUUUGUCCACUAAGCACGGUGCUCAAUUGGUUAAAUGAGUACAAUACGUGGCUGAAAGAUUUGGAUGAUAUCGAGGUGUACGAAUUAACAAAGUUUAAGAAGAAUUUUGAGAGAAAAUGCCAGCUACAAAGAUGGCAAAAAACCGGCGGUGUGAUGAUCAUCGGCUAUGAAAUGUUCCGCAAUCUUACUGGUCCAAAUAAAAAUAUUCGGAAAGGCAUGAAGGAAGUGAUAUUGGAAUGCCUAGUUAAUCCGGGUGCCGAUCUCGUUGUCUGCGACGAGGGUCACUUGUUGAAGAAUGAAGAUACCGCAUUAAGUAAAUGCAUGAGAAACGUGAGAACUAUGAGACGCAUUAUACUUACUGGAACACCAUUACAAAACAAUUUAAAAGAAUAUCAUUGCAUGGUACAGUUUGUGAAACCGAAUCUACUAGGUACGAAGAAAGAAUUUUUAAACAGAUUUGUACAUCCGAUAAUGAACGGUCAGUUUGAUGAUUCUACCGCUUACGACGUUAAAUUAAUGAAGAAACGCGCGCAUGUAUUGCACAAAAUGUUGGAGGGUAGUGUGCAAAGAUUCGAUUAUUCCGUGCUUACGCCAUUUCUACCGCCCAAACAAGAAUAUGUCAUUUUUGUCAGACUGACGGAUCCACAAAUUAAAAUGUAUCAAUAUUACUUGGAAAAUCUUGUCAGACGAGGUCAAGGAGGUCAAGGAGGAACUCUUUUCGCAGAUUUUCAAGCAUUACAAAGGAUCUGGACGCACCCCCUGGUUCUACGUUUGAACGCGGAAAAAAUAGAGAAGGCAAAUGAGAAAAAAGAUCUUACCAGCGAUUCGGAAGGAUCGUUGAAAGAUUUUAUUAAUGAUGACACCGAUAUAGACAGCAACAGUAGCGAUUCUAGCAGUGAUAGUGAUGUUCAGGCGAUCGAUGAAAAAGAUGUUCCAAUACGAAGAACGAGAAAUAAUCCUGGCGAAGAGGAGCCAGAGGAAGAGAUUAAAGAAGAGCCUCCUGCAGAAGCAGAAUGGUGGUCGCAAUUUGUGCAGCCCGAACAUUUUGAGGACAUGAGAAUAUCCGCUAAACUAUUACUUCUCUUUGGAAUUCUAAAGGAGUGCGAGCAGAUCGGUGAUAAAGUGCUCGUAUUCUCGCAAUCGUUGUAUUCUCUCACUUUAAUCGAGGAAUUUCUAAGGAGAAUAGACAACCAGACUCAGGACGGCGCACCUUGCGAUACCUUGGAUAAUCACACCGGAAGUUGGUCCUUGGGGCUCGAUUACUUUCGCCUGGACGGCUCGACCUCGCCUGAAAAUCGAAAUAUAUGGUGUAACAUAUUUAACAAGCCCACCAACACGAGAGCAAGACUAUUCCUUAUAUCCACACGCGCCGGUGGACUGGGAAUAAACUUAACCGCAGCGAAUAGAGUGAUCAUAUUCGAUGCCAGUUGGAAUCCCUCUCAUGACGUACAAAGCAUAUUUCGGAUAUACAGAUUCGGGCAGAAGAAGCCGUGUUAUGUAUAUCGAUUUCUCGCGGCGAAAACAAUGGAAGAAAAAAUCUACAAUCGCCAAGUUACGAAGCUUUCACUUUCGUGCCGCGUUGUAGACGAGCAACAGAUCGAACGACACUACAGUAAUCACAAUCUAAACGAGUUAUACAUGUUUGAAGGAUAUGACGAUAAGGAAAAAUCCACAUUGAAUUUACCAAAAGAUAGAUUACUAGCGGAGAUAUUCCUGAAAUUCAAGGAUAAUGUAGAAAAUUAUCACGAACACGAUUCUCUAUUGGAGAACAAGGCUGAGGAGGAAUUAGAUGAAGAGGAACGUAAACAGGCCUGGUUGGAAUAUGAAGAAGAAAAAAAAGGAAAAUCAUUAAUAAAUUCAACCAAUAUGGCUUAUCAGAAUAAUAUGCUUUUGCAGCAGUAUAAUAUGAUGAUUAAUUCCGUACAGUCUAGCAUGGUGCCUCAAAAUAUGUUAGAGUAUGACGAUCUCCAACAGCUGAUUCGUAAGGAUUAUCCUAAUGCGACGCCGGAGCAACAAAAACUGAUGACGAAUCGAGCAUUACUGGAAAUGUACAAUUAUUGGGAGAAGCAAGCUACACUUUUUCAUAAGCAACCAAUGCGAAAUCAAGUUAUAUCGAAUUAUCAACCAAUGCCGCAAGCUCCGACUUUUCAACCGAGGCCACCAGUCCCGACCAACAGCAACGUACACGUAAAUCAACCAGUCUCGCAGUUGAACCAACUGCUUUCCGGACAAUCGGCGAAUUAUGUAAACGCUAAUAAACCUGCACAGUCGAGUGGUAUACAGAUGGGAGGAGAUUUACUUCCAAAUAUAUAUACAUAUCGAAAUGCUCCAUCGACUAAUAGCGGAAAUACGAACCAAGAAGUAAUAGAGGUGAUUCCUACUACGAAUAGUACGGGUGCAACGCGUCAAACCGGGAUGUGUAGCAUACCAGCUGCCCCAUCAAUUGAUAACAGUAAAAUUCAGGAGGAGUAAACUUCACACACAAUACAAUAUUUUAUAUGAAUUAUUUUUCGCGAUAAUAUUAUAGAUAGUAGACCAAUAUAAAUCUCGAUUAGUUACAAACUGAGAGAAAGCUGUAUACGAAAAUAUUAUUUAUACUUUAUGUUGAUUUCCUAUGUAAUAUAACAAAUAUUAACAGUAUUGUGUGUAUUAAGAUUAAUUAUAUUUAUAUAAUCUAUAUGCAAUAAGUUGCGCAUUUGCACGUUCAAAAUUUUACUAUAUAAUACUGCAUACAAUACGGAAUAAAUGACAUCCAAUGUGUUACAUAUACAUAUAUCGCCAAAUAUAGCGAAGUUGUACUUUAUAUUAGAAGAUAAAAGAGAGAUCUUAAAAAAUAUUAUAUAGUUUACAUAAAACUCCUUCCCUUACAGAAAUUUAAUGAUGCGUUAAAUUAGUGAUUAAUUAUUUAUUUUUGUAUCAACGCAACAGUGCUUCUAAUAUUCAAAAUAACUAAUUAAUCACUGACCAAUACCGUCAAUAUUAAAUUUCGACAAGGGUUAAUGUAGUAAGAAUACUUUUUUUUUUUUUUUAAGAAUCACAUAAAGAAAAUCUUUAAUUUAUGGUUAAUCUUUAAUUGUUAGAAUACAAUUUGUGCUUAUUUUUAAUUGUUAAUUAUUGUAUAUAGUACGUGUUUUCGAGCAUUUUGAUACGAUAUUUCAAUAGAUAGCGAUAAUAAAUACAUCAUAAAUUUGUUUAUAUUUUUUCGAUUAUAAGUUAUGAUUAAUUAUUGACGUUCAUUUUUUUUAAUAUCAACACAACCAUAUAUAAUUUAUUUAUUAAUUGCACCAUAUGUAGACAGAUAAAUCUCUCAAAUAUUUAAAAUAAAAAUGUAAUGCUGUUUAUUGUAAUAUCAUGGUGUAAUAGCAAAAUGUUGCGUUAUGUUUUUAACAUCUGUGGGAAGGGCAUUUCUCCAUCCAUUUCUUAGCAACGCUCUGAGAUAUUUUUUGGUUUUUAACAUUUUCGGCGAGGCUGCUACAUUAAAAUCUUCCGCCCUGUCGGUUCUGUGAUCAUAUAAUUCUUCCGCGAUGAUAACAUCCCAAUCUGGUUUGCAUGUCGUGUGCGUGAACGGCAACCACACGGUAUAGCGAUAGUUGUUGGUUUUCAAGGUGUAGCCCAUUACGUUUAUUUCUUUUAAACGAGGUUUAUCGCUGUUGGGAUGAAGCGUCGGUUGAAUUCCCGGUCUUGGAUAUUGACUGAAUGCUGCCUUUUUCCAAGGUACGCUCUGAACAUUGCAAAUAUUUUAAAUAGGGAAUGUUGUAUAAUUUUGUUUUGUAUAAGACGUUUGUAUAAUUAAAAAUGCAAUAAAAGGAUGCCUUACCUGACA